Molecule: messenger RNA, 1869 nt
Organism: Aspergillus calidoustus
Lineage: Eukaryota; Fungi; Ascomycota; Eurotiomycetes; Eurotiales; Aspergillaceae
Source: the annotation of a GenBank genome assembly
AUGUAUCUCCCGCACCUCCUCCAGGGGCUUUCGCUCUGCAUUUGCAUGUCAUCCGCCAAAUUCGUCCGCGAGACUCUCGAAUACACAUGGGAAACAGGGGCGCCGAAUGGCGGAGAACCGCGCGAACUGAUCUUUACGAAUGGGCAAUUUCCCGGUCCGGAUCUGGUGUGGGAUGAGGAUGACGAUAUUCAGGUUAUUGUUACCAAUAAACUGCCUUUCAAUACCACUGUUCAUUGGCAUGGCAUUGAGAUGAAGGACACGCCGUGGGCAGACGGUGUUCCGGGUCUAUCACAAGAGCCUAUCGCACCUGGAGAAACAUUUGUGUACGAAUUCAAGGCGUACCCUGCCGGAACCUUCUGGUACCAUUCGCAUUACAAGGGCCUCAUGCAGGAUGGUCAGGUUGGAUCAUUGUAUAUCCGCCGCAAACCAUAUGCUCCACGGCCUUACUCGGUAAUCACGGAAGACAAGAAGGAAUUGGCACAACUCAAAGCUGCAGAGGAUAACCCGAAUCUGAUACUUGUUACGGAUUGGACGUAUCUAACGUCAGCGGAGUACCACAACGUUGAAAUUGAGACUGGUCUCAAUAUUUUCUGUGUGGACAACCUUCUUAUCAAUGGCCAGGGCUCAGUCUACUGCCCUGGAUGGGAAUACCUCGAAGCACAGGGUGGCCAGGGUAUCGAGGCAGUCCUCGAGGGCACCCAUCUGACAGAGAAGGGCUGCCUUCAACCAGAUCUCCACAACGUGCAAGGCGACCACGGAAAUUGGGAGCUCUCCGCUCUCCCCAGCCCGGUCAUCUUCAACUGCACUCCCUCGGAAGGCGGAACCACCAUCUUCACGGUAAACCCUGAAGAGAACGGUUGGGCAAGUUUGAAUUUCAUCGGCGGCGCGUCCCAAAAGGGCCUCACCUUCAGUGUCGACAACCACCCGAUGUGGGUCUAUGAAGUUGAUGGCCAACUCGUGGAGCCUCGACAAGUCGAGAUGGUGGGCGUCUACAACGGCGCUCGCUAUUCAGUUAUGAUCAAGCUCGACCAAACCCCUGGAGAGUACGCUAUUCGCGUUGCAGAUAACGGUGGUGACCAGGUCAUGAGCGCAUACGCAAUUCUCUCCUACGCCAACGCCAAUCCUCACGACACCACGGCCCCCAAGGCAAUCAUUGGUCCACACACAGAGGGCUACAUCAACUACGGCGGCGGCAACACAUCGGCCUCUGUCAGGGAGCUCUCCUUCACUGAAAACCUACCAGCCUUCAACGCGCCCAGUCCCCCACCAGCCUCCGCAACCGACAUUCCAAUCACAACACUCCGCACCUCCAUGACACGCACCAACAACUCCUACUCGUGGUCCCUCGGCAAGCCAGGCUCCCAAGUCCUCUACGAACCGGAGCAAACAGAAACAAGACCCCUUCUCUACGAGAAAGACCCGCUCGCCGUUGUCGGCGAGAAGUACGCCCUCUCCACACCAAACAACACAUGGGUCGACAUCAUCCUCGAAAUCGUCGGUAACGAGCACGACCCCAUUCACCCGCCCCACCCGAUCCACAAACACGGAAAUAGAGCGUAUAUCCUCGGUUCCGGCGUUGGGAAAUUCACCUGGACGACCGUCGCUGAGGCAGCGGCUGAACAUCCCGAGCUGUUCGUUACGGAGCCGGCAUCUGGCCGGAAUGGCAGUCUGCCGGCGCUGCGUGAUACCUUCGUCAUGAACUUCUUCGACUCUAGACUGAUGGAAGGGAGCUGGAUGGUGAUACGAUAUUUUGUCUCGGGCAGGUUUGCAAGUCUGCUGCAUUGUCAUAUCGUGUCUCAUCAGGUUGGAGGAAUGGCGUUGGCGCUGUUGGAAGGGGUGGAUAUUUGGGAGACAGAUGCUUCUUCCUGA